GCCCAGUGGGGACUAGCGAGCCCGGCCGCACCGCUGAGGCCGUCGCCCCGGGCAGACCCGGUGCGGUGGGAGCGAGCUUUCCGAGCCUCAGUGCGACCCCGCAGCAGGGGUGCAGUCGGGAUCCCGGCGGGGACGCCCCGAGUCGCGGUUCAAAGACGAGAGACAUGGAAAGUGGUCGUUCCUCACUCUUGCAGGAUGAAGUCCCAGACGGUGACCAGCUGGAGGCGAGGGGCAGCGAGCCUGCUGCCUCUGAGGCCCCAGGGACCCCGGAGAGCUCUAGGCUCUUCAAAAGGGACGCCCCAGAAGCCCCAGAGGAGGAAGAGCAGGAGUCCGAGGGCUCCCGAAGGGAGCUGGACCUGAAGGAGGCCUACGUCCAGCUCGUCCAGGGCGUGCAGGAGUGGCAGGACGGCUGCGUCUACAGAGGGCAGUUCGGGCUGGACAUGAAGCUGGGAUAUGGCGAAUUCUCGUGGCCUACGGGCGAGUCCUACCACGGGCAGUUCUACCGGGACCACCGCCACGGCGUGGGCACCUACAUGUGGCCGGACGGCUCCAGCUUCACUGGCAUGUUCUACCUCAGCCACCGAGAAGGCUAUGGCACCAUGUACAUGAAGGCGAGGCUCUUCCAGGGCCUGUACAAGGCGGACGAGCGCUUCGGCCCGGGCGUCGAGACCUACCCCGACGGCUGCCAGGACGUGGGGCUGUGGUUCCGACAGCACCUGGUCAGGCUGUGCAUGGACAUUCCCGGCAGCUUCUCCCUGCGCAGCUACCCCGAGUUCGCGGGCUUCCUGGUGCGCUCUGCCGCGAGGAUCAGCCUGUCGGACGACGAGACCUUGCGGUGGGACCUGCUCGAGGAGCAGGACCCCUUCUUCUACGACUACAAGCGGUUCCUGCUGGACGACAGCCUGACCACGCCCCCCGAAAUGUACAUCUACUCCACCGACAACGCCCACCUGCCCAUGACCCGCGCGCUCCGUGAGGACCUGGACGCCUGGAUCUUCCGGCAGGACAUCCCUCCGUUCGUGGAGGACGGAGAACCCUGGUUCAUCAAGAACGAGACCCCGUUACUGGUCAAAAUCCAGAAGCAUACUUACAAGUUCAGGAACAAGAAGGCACACUCCAGCUGGAAGAUGGGCGCCAUCCUGGAGGGCAGCCGGCGCGGCUUCGGGUGCCGCGGCCCCAAGGAGCGGCUUUCGCGGGAGCUGAUCCUGAAGGCCAAGGAGGGGAACUACGACUGGGUGCACAGCGUGCUCAGGGACGACCUCGCCAGCCCCAACGUGGCCGACGCGCAGGGCUACAGUGUGCUGGCCGCAGCCGCCGAAGUCCCCAAGCUCUCAGGGACUCGAAACCGUUUCCUCUCAUUCUACAAAUCAGACUCCAUCUUCUUCGAAUUGGCGCACGCCCGAGUCAGCCAGGAGCUGAGGCCGCUGCCCGCUGCCGCCGGCAGCCAGGAGUCCGUCAACCCGAGGGCCAGCCUCCAGAAGCCCGCGUCGCCGAGGGGCAGCGUCGGCGACCUGGACAAGGCGGAGAAGGGGCUGGACGACGUGUCGGGGAAUGUGGACAAGUGCACGCUGUGCAGCAACGAGACGAACUUCGAGUCCGACGUGUCGAUGCUCAGCUUCUCCAUCGCCCUGUCCCGGGACCUGCUGGAGAAGAGUGCGAAGACCCACAGCAUGCUCAAGGGCCCCGCCUUUGGCGACACCAGCUCCGACAAGGGGACCAUGAGGCAGAUGGCGCUGUCCAUGAUCGAACAGAAGCGCCUUAUGAGUUGGGACCCGCUCGCGGUCCUCAUGGGCACCUCGUUGUCCUGCAUGUCACAGCGGGGCUGUGGGAACCCCAGCCAGCGGGGGUCCCUGACCCCCCUCCACAUUGCAGCUGCCCUGCCCGGGGAGGCAGGUGUCAAGAUCACCGAACUGCUGCUCCACGCUGUCACGGACGUGGACGCCAGGGCAGCUGACCAGGACGACGUGCACAGACUGGGCAAGCUAGACCUGUUGCCUUCAAGCCUGAAGCUCAAUAACGAGGCAGGCCCACCCAGAAUCUACUACAGUGACCACACGUCUGUCCCCAACGAGGGGGGCCGGACGGCUCUGCACGUGGCUUGUGAGCGGGAGGACAACUACAAGUGCGCCCGGGACAUCGUCCGGCUCCUCCUCUCCCACAGAGCGGACACCAGCCUGCUGUGGAGCGGCCACUCCCCGCUGUCCCUGUCCAUCAUCAGCGGGAACGACCUGAUAGUGAAGGAGCUUCUGUCCCACGGCGCCAACCCCAACCUGCUCCUGACCAAGGGCUUGGGCAGCGCCCUGUGCGUGGCCUGCGACCUGGCCUACGAGCACCACAGGAGCAUAGACAGCAAGCUGGCCUUGAUUGACAGGCUCAUCAGUUAUGGCGCGGACAUCCUGAAACCCGUGACGCUCAUGCAGGGGGACAAGAUGGCUGUGGGCACAGCCGUCGACUACGGGUAUUUCAGAUUUUUCCAGGACCGGAAGAUCGCCCACUGCCCCUUCCACACGCUGACGCCGGCCGAGCGGGAGACGUUCCUGGCCCGGAAGAGGCUGCUGGACUACAUGGGCUUCCAGCUGCGCCGCGCAGUCCUCGCCAGGGAGAGCCAGUGGGACCCGAAGCUGCUGUGCCUGAGCAAGCGAGUGGAGCUGACCCCCUAUCACAGGCUGAAGCGCAGGAGCCCGGGGUUGAAGGUGCCGCACCCCGAGGAGCAGGAGCUGAUCCCCUUCUUCAAGUUCUGCUACCAGUGCGGCCGGUCGGUGGGGGUGCGCCUGGCGCCCUGCGCGCGCUGCUACGGCAUGCUGGCCUGCAGCAAAAACUGCAAGACCAAGGCCUGGGCCGACUUCCACAAGCGCGACUGCAGCGUCCUGGCCUCCAUGGGGAAGUGCGUGUGCGUCUGUCCCAGGGUACCGCCUAGCAGCCCCCGAGGCAUGCGGACAAGUGCCAGGUGCCCAGAGGCAUCUCCUCCAGCCAUGACCGGGCGUGAGUGUCCCGCGGCUGAGCCAGCUCCGAGGCUGCCCACCGCCCAGGGAGGGGACACGGUUACUGCAUGGCCACCGGAUGCCAGCAUGGUGCUUCAGCUCCUGAUUUGCAGCCUCUGGGAGGUCCUGCCGCUCACGCCCCAUCGGGAUCUGCAGCGCUUUGGGGGCGCCCCCCCACAAGUGAGCUCUCCCCCAUAG
This is a messenger RNA of Pteropus alecto (black flying fox), 3179 nucleotides long. RefSeq names its product ankyrin repeat and MYND domain containing 1 (gene ANKMY1). The coding region runs from base 165 to 3179 and encodes 1004 amino acids. The record is from RefSeq and is a predicted model, not a curated record. Gene Ontology annotation, molecular function: protein binding. Lineage: Eukaryota; Metazoa; Chordata; Mammalia; Chiroptera; Pteropodidae. The transcript has 18 exons.